Protopolystoma xenopodis is the source of this 222-nucleotide messenger RNA. The record is from the annotation of a GenBank genome assembly. NCBI's taxonomy places the organism in Eukaryota, Metazoa, Platyhelminthes, Monogenea, Polystomatidea, Polystomatidae.
AUGGUAUUCUAUUCCGGAAUGGACUGCAGUCUCGGCGUCGUCUGGGUCUCAACAGCACCUUCAACGGGACUCAACAUGCUAGCACCACGACAUAAUGACACGGGCGCCAGUGAGUCCCAGGACAGGCAAAGCCUUUCCCAUAUCACAUUUGUCUGGUGGGAUUCUGGAUUAGACAACCUUGCAGUAGCUAUUUCAGUCGUCUAUAUAAUAACCUUUAUUUAA